Messenger RNA from Strongylus vulgaris, 1337 nucleotides. The record is from the annotation of a GenBank genome assembly. Lineage: Eukaryota; Metazoa; Nematoda; Chromadorea; Rhabditida; Strongylidae.
AUGAAACCUUGGUUACGAUUAAUUAGAUCAUGCCUUGUGUUGGUUGAAAAGGCUGGAUAUGGCCGGAAAGAAACGGUACAUUUUGAUAAGAUCACUGCUCGUAUCCAGAAGUUGUCAUACAAUCUUAAUAUGGACUAUGUUGACCCAGUGUUGGUAGCUAUGAAAGUAAUUGGAGGAUUGUACAAAGGUGUUUCAACAGUAGAGUUGGACAACUUGGCUGCAGAAACUGCUGCAUCAAUGACUACUCAACAUCCUGAUUAUGCUAUCCUCGCUGCUCGUAUUGCUGUAUCAAACUUGCACAAAAAGACCGGAAAGGUCUUUUCCGAAGUCAUGAAGCGACUGUAUGAGUUCCGUCAUCCAUCGACUGGGGAGCAUUCUCCGAUGAUCAGCAAGGAGACUUACGAUAUCAUCAUGAAAAAUGCUGAUGUACGUUUCGAUUUCACACGUUUUGAUAGUUUGUCGCAGCUGUUGAUCUUUCAGAGGCUUAACUCCGCUAUAGUAUAUGAUCGUGACUUCUCCUACACUUAUUUUGGGUUCAGAACUCUUGAGCGAUCAUAUCUUUUAAAGAUAAACAAGGAGGUAGCGGAACGUCCACAGCAUAUGCUUAUGCGAGUGGCUGUCGGCAUACAUGGUGAAGAUAUCGAUGGUGCAAUUGAGACCUACAACUUGAUGAGCGAGCGAUAUUUUACACAUGCAUCGCCAACACUUUUCAAUGCUGGAACCGUAUGGCCUCAACUUUCUUCUUGCUUCUUGCUAACGAUGAGUGAGGAUUCAAUUGCCGGCAUUUACGAUACAUUGAAGCAAUGCGCUUUGAUUUCAAAGAGUGCUGGAGGAAUUGGAUUGAAUGUACAUAACAUUCGUGCCACUGGUUCUUUGAUUGCUGGGACUAAUGGUACUUCAAAUGGUUUGGUCCCUAUGCUUCGUGUGUACAAUAACACUGCACGCUAUGUGGACCAAGGUGGAAACAAACGCCCGGGAGCUUUCGCCAUCUAUCUUGAGCCAUGGCAUGCUGAUAUCUUUGAGUUCGUCGCUCUGAGGAGAAACACUGGUCCUGAAGAGGAACGUGCUCGCGAUCUCUUCUAUGCUAUCUGGGUGCCAGAUUUGUUCAUGAAAAGAGUCGAGCGCGAUGAGGAUUGGUCUCUAAUGUGCCCACAUGAAUGUCCUGGUCUUAGUGAUUGCUGGGGAGAGAAGUUCGAGGAACUGUAUACUGGAUACGAAAAAGAACACCGCUUCCGUAAGCAAGUGAAGGCUCGCAAACUUUGGGAACAAAUUGUAUCCAGUCAAAUUGAGACAGGAAUGCCGUUCAUUGUGUACAAAGUUAGUUUUUUUUUGUAAUU